Molecule: messenger RNA, 507 nt
Organism: Symbiodinium necroappetens
Lineage: Eukaryota; Dinophyceae; Suessiales; Symbiodiniaceae
Source: the annotation of a GenBank genome assembly
UCCGCCAAGCGUCCGAGCGCAAGAGGCAGCCCCAGAUCGCCUGACACGCAAGGACCGGAGCUGCCUCCGCCGAAGCCUCUCGGCCUUCGCGAAGCUCUCCCCCUUCGACAAGGUGGUCCUUCUCAUGGCGUCGAACGCCUCGAGGUGUCAGCGCAGCGACUUCUGCCGCAAGACCUCCAAGCUCUUCAUGAGCACCGACACGGAUAAAAGCGGUUUCCUCAACCAGGAGGAGGUGCAGCGUGCAUUGGCGGCCUGUGGACUGGAGGCAGACGGGGAGCAAGUUGAAGUACUCUGGCACGCCCUCGACGCAAGCGAAGACGGGCGCGUCACCCACAGCGAGUGGGUCAGUGCCACGAUGGAUGAUAGCACGCUCCGGAGCAAAACCACAGCCAAGGAGCUCUUGGAAUGGCUGGACUUCGAUGGGAGCGGCUCGGUGAGCCUCCAAGAGCUAAAGAGGCUGGUCACCGACAAGGAAGCCUUGGAGGUCCAACUCCAAAGGGGCAACGG